This is a messenger RNA of Fusarium sp. VM40, 1731 nucleotides long. The record is from the annotation of a GenBank genome assembly. Lineage: Eukaryota; Fungi; Ascomycota; Sordariomycetes; Hypocreales; Nectriaceae.
AUGCCUGAAAUCAAGGUUGGAGACUAUCUUUUCCGCCGUCUGCACUCACUAGGAAUUCGUUCUGUCUUUGGAGUCCCCGGGGACUACGAACUCGCCCUUCUUGAUCUUGUCACUGACAAUGAUCUCUCCUGGAAAGGCAACCCCAACGAACUCGUUGCUUCCUAUGCAGCUGAUGGGUAUGCCCGUGUUCGCGGUGCUGGAGCCUUCCUCACCACCUUUGGACCUGGCGAGUUGUCUGCAUACUGUGGCAUGGCUGGCCAGUAUGCUGAGUUUGUGCCGGUGAUUCACAUCGUUGGCUACCCGGCUGUUGACGCUGUUCGCCAUAAGGAGAUCAUGCAUCAUAGUCUCGGGAAUGGAAAGUUUGACAUGUAUGAGAACAUGGCAAAGCACAUCACUGCGGCUACGGUUGUUAUCAACUAUGCUCCUACUGCGGCUCAGGAGAUCGACAACGCGCUGAGUAUCAUGAUGCGGGAGAGUAGGCCUGUAUACAUUGGGCUGAGUGUCGAUAUCGCAUACGAAAUGAUCAAUGCGGAGGGACUUGAAUCACCAAUUCAGGCUAUCCUCCCGCCCAAUGAUGCAGCUCUGGAGAAGAAAGUGGUUGACGAGAUUCGGAAACUGAUUGAAGGAUCUGAGAAACCUGCAAUCAUCGUUGACGGAGGCGCCGUGCGUCACGAUACGCUUGAGGAAGCCCACGAACUGAUCAAGUUGACCAAUUUGCCCGCCUUUACUACCGCCAUGGGCAAGGGGGGACUUGACGAGACCAUUUCCCAGUAUGCAGGCGUUCACUGCGGCGCUGGUACUCUGUCCGGUGUCAAAGAAGCACUGGAGAGCGUGGAUGCUGUCAUCUGGAUCGGCAACUACCCUUCAGACUUCAACACUGGGGAGUUUACGACGGUGGUCAACAAGAAUGCCACUAUUGUGGAUCUUCAACGCUUCACCGUUUCGAUUGGCAAGAUCCAGUAUGCGGUGUCGAUGAAGCAUGUCCUUCAUAGUCUUGUCAAGUCUCUUCGCUCGAGCCCCGUUGCAACAGUCGCACAAAAAGUCACCUGGGAUCCAUACCCGAAGUUCAACUUCCAAGCCAGCGACGCCCUCAAGCAAGACUUUAUCUGGGGUGCCCUCAGCUCCUUCUUCCGACCUGGUGAUGUCGUUAUCGGAGAAACCGGCACCUCUGCCUUUGGCCUCUGCGACACCAAGCUUCCCAGCGGUGUGAUGAUGUUUAACCAGACCGUUUAUGGAAGUAUUGGGUAUGCUACAGGUGCCAUCGUGGGAGUAGGACAGGCUAUCUCAGAAAGUGAAGGAAAGUGGAAGCGACCUGUACUUGUGACUGGAGAGGGCUCCAUGCAUCUCACGAUUCAGGCUCUGGCAGACAUGCUUCGGUGGGAUCUCAAGCCAGUCAUCUUCGUUCUCAACAACGGCGGAUACACAGUCGAGCGCUUGAUUCACGGAAAGGAAGCGUUCUACAACGAUGUUGCAAUCCUCGAUUACUCACUCCUGGCCAAAACAUUCGGGCCUGAUUUUGAAUCGAAGUACCAUGGUCCUAUCAAGACCUGUGGCGAGUUGUCAAGACUUCUGCAAGACCCUGGUUUUGGUAAUGCCGGUUGUCUUGAGCUUGUAGAACUCAUCCUGCCGCCUCUCGAUGCGCCCUCGGCUGUCAUCAAGACCGGUGCCGCCAUCGAUGCUUUCAACAAGGCCAAAGUUCAGAAGGGGUCAGGAGUCGGUCAGGGCGCCUAG